GGCGGCGGCGGCGGCGGCGGGGCGGGGGCGGCCUGGGACGCGGCGGGAGCAUGGAGCCGCGCGCCGGCUGCCGGCUGCCGGUGCGGGUGGAGCAGGUCGUCAACGGCGCGCUGGUGGUCACGGUGAGCUGCGGCGAGCGGAGCUUCGCGGGGAUCCUGCUGGACUGCACGAAAAAGUCCGGCCUCUUUGGCCUACCCCCGUUGGCUCCGCUGCCCCAGGUCGACGAACCCCCUGCCAGCAACAGCCAUGGCCGGGUUCCCCAGGAGGGGGAUGCAGAGGUGAUGCAGCUGGGGUCCAGCUCCCCACCUCCUGCCCGCGGGGUUCAGCCCCCCGAGACCACCGGCCCCGAGCCACCCCCGCCCCUCGUGCCGCCGCUGCCCGCCGGAAGCCUGCCCCCGUACCCGCCGUACUUCGAAGGCGCCCCCUUCCCUCACCCGCUGUGGCUCCGGGACACCUACAAGCUGUGGGUGCCCCAGCCGCCGCCCAGGACCAUCAAGCGCACCCGGCGGCGUCUGUCCCGCAACCGCGACCCGGGGCGCCUCAUCCUCAGCACCAUCCGCCUGCGGCCGCGCCAGGUGCUCUGCGAGAAGUGCAAGAGCACGCUGAGCCCCCCGGAGGCCAGCCCCGGAGCCCCGGCCGCGCCCAGGGCCCGCAGGAGGCUGGGCAGUGGCCCGGACAGGGAGCUCCGCAAGCCGGAGGAGCCGGAGAACAGCGACCCCACGGCUGCGGCCACCGCCAGGAGGAGCAAGAGGGAGAGGCGGGAGGCGGACAGGGCCCCGGCGGAGCAGGUGCCGCGGAGCCCGGUCAUCAAGAUCUCCUACAGCACGCCCCAGGGCAAGGGGGAGGUGGUCAAGAUCCCCUCCCGCGUGCACGGCUCUCUGGAGCCCUUCCGUCCCCAGCAGGCCCCGCAGGACGACGGCAGCCAGGACCCCGAGGUGCCGGACAGAGAGUCCCGGGACCGGCCGUCCUGCGCGCCCUCGGCCUCCAUCCCCAGGCUGAAACUGACGCGGCCUGUGCCGCCCGGCGCGGACCUGCCGCCCCCUAAGAUCCGCCUGAAGCCCCACCGCCUGGGGGACAGCGAGCACGAGCCCGUGUACCGGGCCGAGCUGGUGGAGGAGCUGAACGGGUACCCGCGGGACAGCUCGCCGGCGCCCUGUGCGGACGGCCCUGCCGGUGGGCUGGGGGACUUGUCUUCUGGAAGUUCGGGUGAGGACGAUGACUUCAAGAGCUGUCCCCAGGGUGCACAGGGACGCGAGGGCUUGGCGUUUCUCGUCGGCUGCCCUGAGGGGAGAGCAGACUGCGCCAGUGAGUCGGCGUGCAGCAGCGACAGCCUGGACGAGGCCAGAUCGUCCGGCUCGGAAGGGACGCCGGCGGACACGGGUGACCUCGCGUCUGGCCACGGCGCGCCCGCGCCCCCCGCGUCCAGAGAGGGUCGCCAGACGGUGCCGCCCCUGACGGUCAGGCUGCACACGCAGAGCGUGUCCGAGUGCAUCACGGAGGACGGCAGGACUGUGGCCGUGGGGGACAUCGUCUGGGGAACUGCUGAGAAGGAAGGGAAGAGGGGCUUGAAGCAGAGCAUCCAGCGAGAAACCUGGCCUGGACUGGGAUCCGGGAAGGCUUCCUGGAGGAGGUGGCAGGAGCCAGGAUCUGAAUGGUCACCGACGAUGAGGGCGCACCUGCUGUCCUGGAGCUUCCGAUCUCCGUUCGGGGACCCUGUGAGCCUUCUGGCCGGCUACGUGCAGAGCCCACUGGGCACGGUGGUCGGCCUGGUGUGAGGCCCCCCAGGGACCGGCAGUGUGUCCAGGGAGGGGAUGGCCCUGAGCCCAGCGGCUCCUCCCGCUGAGCGUAUUUCUUCCCGCCACUCAGCCCGUGGCUGCCCUGGCUCACGAGGCAGUCGGGACUCGUGACUUGCUGGCUGCUGCUGCUUCGCAUGCUGGGGUCCCGUGGAGGAACCGGGCCUGCUGCCCCGGCCUCGCCCGCAGCUGGUGUGGGCGGCCGUCUCGCAGGCUCAGCGUGGUCUCCCGCAGGCUUCAGAAAAACCCAAUUGCACGUGUGGGAUCCUUCCCCAGCCCUUGGGUGCGGGGUCUCUGUGCACUUGAGAGCUGGGGGACCCACCCACCGUCUCCCACUCCAAGUUCAUCCCAGAGCGUGGGGCCCGCUGGGCACCUGGCACCCGGCCUGCAAGGCCACCUGUCCCCCAGAUGCUGCUACGAGUGACCAGUGCUGUGUGGAGGAGGCCAAGGGCCGCCCCUGGGAAACCAGGCUUCAGCAGUACGAGGAAAAGAAACUUGCUCUGUUUUGUAACAGCAUGUUCCUUUUCCUCGUUUUUGUCACUUUAAAGACCAAAAAGAAUAAAGAAAGAAAAGAAAAAAAUUAA
This is a messenger RNA of Symphalangus syndactylus (siamang), 2377 nucleotides long. RefSeq names its product PWWP domain containing 2B (gene PWWP2B). The record is from RefSeq and is a predicted model, not a curated record. Lineage: Eukaryota; Metazoa; Chordata; Mammalia; Primates; Hylobatidae. Gene Ontology annotation, cellular component: nucleus; nucleoplasm.